AUGUACGAGAACGAGAUCAAGUUGUUGUCAUGCGACGGAGGCGGCGUUCGUGGCGUGUCAGGUCUACUCACUUUGCUGGUGUUGACGCAAGUUGAAGUUGCGUCAACAGCAGCAGUCUCUAUGGGACCAGGCUUGAUCCGCUCGGAGCCCUCCCCGCUCGUUGUCUCACGUCUCUUGCUUGAUUUGGUCGCCAGGACAAGCACUACGGGAAUCAUUGCCACUGUGUUUGCGAACUUGAACAAGUUGCUGAUUGAUGUACCAAAUGAGCUAUCUUACAUAUUGUCUCAACUUCUCAUUUUUCCGGGCAUCCCCAAGACUCAAUUUACUGUCGUCAACCGACCAGCCUUUGGUGUUCCGACCUUCGACAAGAUCUGUGGUAGGGAGAAAUAUCGCGCCACGGAUAUGUUGCGGACGAUGAGAAUCCUGACGGAAGCAAUUGAUCAUCUAACCGGAGAGACAAGAUUCCGAAACAACAUUGUUCACCAAGGCGAGAAGACUUAG
Molecule: messenger RNA, 501 nt
Organism: Exophiala spinifera
Lineage: Eukaryota; Fungi; Ascomycota; Eurotiomycetes; Chaetothyriales; Herpotrichiellaceae
Exons: 1
Coding region: 1-501 (166 amino acids)
Source: RefSeq, a predicted model, not a curated record